Molecule: messenger RNA, 1942 nt
Organism: Mesocricetus auratus (golden hamster)
Lineage: Eukaryota; Metazoa; Chordata; Mammalia; Rodentia; Cricetidae
Gene: Exo5
Product: exonuclease 5
Exons: 2
Coding region: 585-1673 (362 amino acids)
Biological process (GO): interstrand cross-link repair
Cellular component (GO): nucleus
Molecular function (GO): single-stranded DNA 5'-3' DNA exonuclease activity
Source: RefSeq, a predicted model, not a curated record
UCCUCGAACCGCUACCAGGAGUUCUGGGACCGUGGUCCAUUGCUGAGGUACAGGUCUGUAGGUGUUUUGCGCAUUUUGAUCCCGGGCCGAUCCGAGUGCUGGCGCGUGGGCUCAGUACACUUGAGCUUGCAUGUAGCACACCAGGAGGACCGGGGGGGGGGGGCUGGGGGCUGAGUGGAAAGCACUGGAACGAGUCAGGACGCGGAGGAUAAAGGCAGUGGCAGGCGGCCGCAACCCAUCAGCCAGGUACGGCCUCUGACUUCGGGCUGCAGCUGGGAACCUGGAGGGCGGAACUGAGCGCCAAGUUCGGGGAUUGCAUCAAGUAGCCCUUCUGCGGAAUGAGAAGUUAUGGAGACCUUGCCCUGAAGAGGCCUGUGCUGGGAGGAGUUAUGAUAGACAGCUGCCUCUCCAGUGUAACAUCGUAAUGUGAGGGCGUGGCCAGGUAAAAAGGAACAGAAGUUCCCCUUUAAUCAUAGCAAGGCCAUACUCAUCUUCACUCUCUUUGCCAUUUUAAUUCACGCCCUUUCCUGACGAGGGAAAUCAGCCAAAGCCCAGGUUCCUCCUUGUUCAGUCUAGAACGUACCAUGGCUGAGACUGGGGAAGAGGAGACAGCAUCAGCAGAAGCCUCGGGGUUCUCAGACUUGAGUGACUCAGAGUUGGUAGAGUUUCUGGACCUGGAAGAUGCCAAAGAAUCAACCGCUUCACUUAGCAAGCCUGGCCCUUCUUCUGAACUCCAUGGGAAGGAUGGCAAACCUAUUAGCUUGCAGAAUUGGAAAAAUGGAUCGGAUGUCUUGUCGCCCAUGGAGAGAUUCCAUUUGAAAUACUUAUAUGUCACUGACCUGUGUACUCAGAACUGGUGUGAAUUGCAAAUGGUGUAUGGAAAGGAACUUCCUGGUUUUUUGACACCUGAGAAGGCAUCCGUUUUGGACACUGGUGCUAGCAUCCAUCUAGCAAAAGAACUAGAACUUCAUGAUCUUGUGACUGUCCCCAUAGCCACUAAAGAAGAUGCUUGGGCAGUUAAGUUUCUGAACAUACUAUCAAUGAUUCCUACCCUGCAGUCAGAAGGGCGCAUCAGAGAGUUUCCUGUGUUUGGGGAAGUAGAGGGCAUAUUUCUUGUUGGAGUGAUUGAUGAGUUGCACUACACAUCCAAGGGGGAACUGGAGCUGGCCGAACUCAAGACACGAAGGCGCCCAGUGCUUCCUCUGUCGGCUCAGAAAAAGAAAGACUAUUUCCAAGUUAGUCUAUAUAAAUAUAUCUUUGAUGCCAUGGUGCAAGGGAAAGUGACUCCUGCAAGCCUAAUCCAUCAUACACAGUUGUGUCUAGACCAGCCACUGGGGCCUCCAGUGCUGAGGCAUGCCCGACAAGGAGGGUUCUCUGUGAGAUCUUUGAGUGACCUCAUGGAACUGGUUUUCUUGUCUCUUACACUGUCUGAUCUCCCAGCUAUUGAUAGCCUAAAACUCGAGUAUGUCCAUCAAGAGACUGCCUCUGUAUUGGGCACAGAGAUUGUAGCCUUUGAAGAGGAAGAAGUGAAAAGCACGGUGCGCCAUUAUGUGGCCUACUGGAUGGGCCACCGAGAUCCUCGAGGUGUUGAUGUAGAAGAGGCAUGGAAGUGUCGCACCUGUGACUAUGCAGACAUCUGUGAGUGGAGGAGGGGCCCAAAGCCAAGAAGUUGAAAUGAAUGGAAGUUGCACUUUGAGAGAUGUUUGAAAUAUACUUGUGUUAAAGGGUCAGUCUCAGCUUGGCGUUCGUGGAUCAGGAAUGGAGAGAUUUGGGAUUGGAGCUUUGAGAUGAAAUGCAAAGAAGACAGAUGUACAUCGUGUCUGCAGCAAAGGGCUCCCUCAGUCAUCACUGUUUUCUCAAGAAAAUUAUUUGACUUUUGAUGUUUUUUAUUUUUGAUGGAUUUUCUUUUACAUUUUUUAUAAUAAAAAUGAAAUGCUCUCUA